CUGUUGUUUCGCGGGGUUGGGGCGGGGGCCGGGCGGGAUCCGGCCCCUUUGCCAACGGGGAUUCUUGGGGGGAUUAUUCGCCGUUUUCUUCCUGGUGGGAUUUUUUUGCUGCAACCGAAAGAAGACGGGCACAAGGCAUGGCAUGAGCUUCGGGAGACAGGGCUGGAGAGAGACCUGUGGAAGAUGUCGAACCCGAGAAACGGCGACACCAAGCCCCCAUGUUUGCCCCGCAAUGGACUGGUGAAGAUCCCCACGCAACCCAACGGCCUCGGCUCCGCCAGCAUCACCAAAGGCACCCCUGCCGUGAAAAACCGCCUGUGCCAGCCUUCCUCCGUGCCUGCCAUCCUCAGCCCGGCCUUAGCCCACCGCAGCGACCUGCCCAUCCCCAGCCUGGCCUCCCCGCUCUCCUUGGCCACUCUGGCCAGCGUCUCCUCCCCUCCCGGCGCUUCCCUGGUGGGACUGACCGCGAGCGAAGGCUCGGAGCAGCCCUCUCCGGAGCGGCUGCCAGGCUCGGCCUCGGAGCGGCAGCUGGCGGUGGACGAGAAGAUCCUCAACCGCUUGUUCUGGUACUUUUCGGCGUGCGAGAAGUGCGUGCUGGCGCAGGUGUGCAAGGCAUGGCGGCGGGUGCUCUACCAGCCCAAGUUCUGGGUGGGCUUGACGCCCGUCCUGCACACCAAAGAGCUCUACAACAUCCUGCCCGGUGGAGAGAAGGAGUUCGUCAGCCUGCAGGGCUUCGCCGUCCGCGGCUUCGACGGCUUCUGCCUCGUGGGCGUCUCCGACCUGGACAUUUGUGAGUUCAUUGACAACUACCCCCUCUCCAAGAAGGGGGUCAAGUCCAUGAGCCUUAAGAGGUCGACCAUCACGGACGCAGGGUUGGAGGUGAUGCUGGAGCAGAUGCAGGGCGUGGUGCGGCUGGAGCUGUCAGGCUGCAACGACUUCACGGAGGCCGGGCUGUGGUCCAGCCUCAACGCCCGCAUCACGGCGCUGAGCGUCAGCGACUGCAUCAACGUGGCCGACGACGCCAUCGCCGCCAUCUCGCAGCUCCUGCCCAACCUCACCGAGCUCAACCUGCAAGCCUACCACGUGACGGACACGGCGCUCGCCUACUUCACCGCCAAGCAGGGCUACACCACCCACACCCUGCGCCUCAACUCCUGCUGGGAGAUCACCAACCACGGCGUGGUCAACAUGGUGCACAGCCUGCCCAACCUGAGCGUCCUCAGCCUCUCGGGCUGCUCCAAGGUCACGGACGACGGAGUGGAGCUGGUGGCCGAGAACCUGCGGAAGCUGCGCAGCCUCGACCUGUCCUGGUGCCCCCGCAUCACCGACAUGGCCCUGGAGUACAUCGCCUGCGACCUGCACAAGCUGGAGGAGCUGGUGCUCGACAGGUGCGUGCGGAUCACCGACACCGGCCUCAGCUACCUGUCCACCAUGUCAUCCCUGCGGAGCCUCUACCUGCGCUGGUGCUGCCAGGUGCAGGAUUUUGGCCUGAAGCACCUCCUGGGCAUGGGCAGCCUGCGCCUCCUCUCGCUGGCAGGCUGCCCCUUGCUGACCACCACGGGGCUGUCGGGGCUGGUGCAGCUGCAGGAGCUGGAGGAGCUGGAACUCACCAACUGCCCCGGGGCCACCCCGGAGCUCUUCAAGUACUUCUCCCAGCACCUCCCGUGCUGCAUGGUGAUCGAGUAGCGCCGGACCCGGCCGCCCGCUCCCGCGCCCACCCCGGCCGCCACCG
This is a messenger RNA of Ficedula albicollis (Collared flycatcher), 1732 nucleotides long. It is a transcript of the gene FBXL16, whose product is annotated as F-box and leucine-rich repeat protein 16. Lineage: Eukaryota; Metazoa; Chordata; Aves; Passeriformes; Muscicapidae. The coding region runs from base 184 to 1686 and encodes 500 amino acids. Gene Ontology annotation, cellular component: SCF ubiquitin ligase complex. Gene Ontology annotation, biological process: SCF-dependent proteasomal ubiquitin-dependent protein catabolic process. The transcript has 7 exons. Gene Ontology annotation, molecular function: protein binding. The record is from RefSeq and is a predicted model, not a curated record.